AUGCCUUUAUAGAGGCGAUGGGCGUGCUGGACGCAGAUGGCGCUGUUGAGCAUAUAUUUUGUUUCAGUCCCGUUUCCCUCCAUGGUUUCUCCUCUCUCCGACUAACUUAGCGUUUGGCUCAGUUCAUUAUACAGUCCUAUAUUCUCCCUCCAUUAGGGCAUCUCUGCCUUUGGACUGAAGAUCCCAACAAAACCCAAGAGAGAAAAGUUUUACUUUCAUAGGGCAAGAUGGACAUGAGCAAGAGGAUCCACUUGGAGCUAAGAAACAGGACACCGUCUGAUGUACGAGAACUCGUCCUUGACAAUUGUCGAUCAGCUGAAGGAAAAAUCGAAGGCCUCACAGCUGAGUUUGUCAACCUGGAGUUCCUCAGUUUGAUAAAUGUUUGCUUAAUGUCAGUUUCCAACCUGCCUAAACUAGGAAAACUCAAAAAGCUGGAGUUGAGUGACAACAGAAUCAGCGGAGGCCUUGAUGUUUUAGCAGAGAAACUCCCCAACCUCACACAUCUAAACCUGAGUGGCAACAAAUUGAAAGACAUCAGCACAUUGGAACCGUUGAAAAAGCUGGAUAACCUGAAGAGUUUGGACCUGUUCAACUGUGAAGUGACAAACCUGAAUGACUACAGAGAGAGCGUGUUCAAGCUGCUGCCACAGCUCACCUACCUGGAUGGCUACGACAUGGAGGACAGGGAAGCCUCAGACUCUGACGGAGAGGUGGAUGGAGACGGCGUAGAUGACGAUGAAGAUGAAGAGGGAGAGGAGGAGGAAGAUGAGGACGGAGAGGAGGAGGACUUUGACGAGGAGGAGGAGGAUGAGGAAGACGAAGAGGAGGUAGAAGGAGAAGAGGAUGACGAUGAGGUCAGCGGGGAAGAUGAGGAGGAAGACUUUGGUCAGGAUGGGGAAGUGGAUGAAGAGGAUGAUGACGACGAAGACGAUGAAGACGAAGCAGAAGCUCGCAAAGGCGAGAAGAGAAAGCGAGACCCAGAGGAUGAGGACGACGAUGAUGACGACGAAGACGACGAUUAAGAGCAAAACUGAAAAACGAGAGCCUACCGAGUUACCCUUCCUCCCCCACAAACCCGAACGUCCGCCCUCCUACAACUCACACCGCCUUUGUAAUCCACGUCUACCCCCCCAGCUCUGAGCUCUUUUUAAGGGGCAAGACUGUA
Molecule: messenger RNA, 1165 nt
Organism: Epinephelus lanceolatus (giant grouper)
Lineage: Eukaryota; Metazoa; Chordata; Actinopteri; Perciformes; Serranidae
Gene: anp32b
Product: acidic (leucine-rich) nuclear phosphoprotein 32 family, member B
Biological process (GO): regulation of apoptotic process
Cellular component (GO): nucleus
Molecular function (GO): histone binding
Source: RefSeq, a predicted model, not a curated record